Messenger RNA from Styela clava, 4927 nucleotides. RefSeq lists its product as uncharacterized. Lineage: Eukaryota; Metazoa; Chordata; Ascidiacea; Stolidobranchia; Styelidae. The record is from RefSeq and is a predicted model, not a curated record. Gene Ontology annotation, cellular component: cytoplasm. Gene Ontology annotation, biological process: intracellular signal transduction; protein modification process. Gene Ontology annotation, molecular function: protein-L-isoaspartate (D-aspartate) O-methyltransferase activity.
UUAAUCGAAAUGUGAUGAAAAUUUGUUUCAUGGUUAAAAUUUUCUCAGCAAGUUUAAAUGACUGAUCAAUAGUUAUAACACUACAUUAUUAACCAGUCAAGUGUCGAACUUUUUUCACAAGAUGGGAGGAGCAGUAAGUGCCGGGGAGGACAAUGAUAACCUUGUUGAAAAUCUUGUCACUGCAAAAUACAUCAGAACAUCGAGGUUGGUUGAAAUAUUUCGAGCAGUCGACAGAGGACAUUAUUAUUUGAAAGGACAAAGGAAUUCAGCAUAUCAUGACAUAGCAUGGAAGUUUAACCAUCUGCAUCUGUCAGCACCCUGUAUAUAUUCCGAAGUCAUGGAGCACUUAGAUCUACAACCAGGGAUGUCAUUUCUCAACCUUGGAAGCGGGACUGGAUACUUGAGUACAAUGGCUGGAUUAUUAUUAGGUGCCAACGGUAUCAAUCAUGGCAUAGAAUACCAUGAAGAUGUUGUUGAAUACAGCAGAGAAAGACUGAAAGACUUCAUGCUGAAAUCACCUGCUUUUGACAGGUUUGACUUCUGUGAACCGAAAUUCUCUGUCGGAAAUUGCUUGCUUUUGCCUCCAGACACUCCUGGAUAUGACAGAGUAUACUGCGGUGCUGCUUGUCCACCAGAAUAUGCAAAUUACUUGAUGAAUUUAUUAAAUAUUGGAGGAAAACUUGUCUUGCCAUUAGAAGACCAGCUGCAAGUCAAAACAAGAAUAAACGAGCAGGAAUGGGAUUCAAAAUGUGCUUUGGCCGUUUCGUUUGCUCAUCUCAUCGAACCAAACAAUUCUAAUAUUAAUUUGAAAAUUACUGAACCACCAGAUCGAAAUGUUCUUUCACUCCAAGAACUUUGCAGAUUUUGCAUUCGCCAAGUUAUACGGAAUAAGUAUAAAGUUCCAAUGCCACCCAAAAAGAAACGGGAAAAAAGAGAAAGACAUCAUUCCAUUGGAAUUGAAGAACAUAUUGUUGCUAGGCGACACCAAGCACGUCGAGUUAGACGAAGACGUUUGAAUACAACAGGAGAGAGUGGCACUAGGCGGCGCCGGAGAGUGAAUACAUCAGGAGAUAGCGAUCAUGCUGACUCAUCGUCGGAAGAAAAUGAUGACUCAUCAGAUGAUGAAAUAGAUGACGAUGUUUGUCAACACAUGGAAGAAUCUGGCGACCCUGAUAUAUUGGACAAAAUAUGUAGACCGGAAUCAACAACAGAACUAGCAGAUGACACAAAUGAUAUCACAUUGAGUGACCCGGAAAAUGAUAAAGGUUCAUCAAAAUCAAACGAUACACAAGACAAGAAGCAAGAGAACAAAAAUAAAGAUGGAGAAGGAAGCUCUAAAGGCUCUUCAGCUCGUCAAAUGAAACGGUAUCGAUUCAGAUUGCUACGUUCAAGGUCUAAUAACAACACAAAUGAUGGGAAAAGUCGAGGGGAUGCCCCAAGUGGGAGUAAAACGGAGACAACUGAAGAGAACGCAGAGACACAACGAGAUACAGAAGAAGCAGCUGAUCAAGAUCAGUCAUCAGAACGACGUGUUGUUCGACCUUUACGUCCAAGCAGGUUCGCUUACGCUUUGAUGAGAGGAUUACGGCGAAUCAGAGAACAAAAUUCUGAUGAACGGGCAGAAAGUACGGCUAGAACUUUGAAUGAAAUGCUGAACGAUCCUGAUUCCCCAGUUCAUCGUCGGCGAGUUGACAAUGACCAAGACGAUGAGUUGAAAUCAGAUUCGGACACAGAUUCUGAUGAGUUUUACAAACCCCUCGCGGAAACACCUUUUACAAUAGCGAUACGAAAACUCCCUCUCCCUACGAAACUAAUAAGUUUUCUGCUGUACCAUCGACAAUGAGCAUAGGGUGGUGUUAUAAGAAGGACAAUGUAGAUGUAACAGAUCAAAAAUGCAUGAUGGCCAGGAACAGUGGCUGGCAAGCUUUUGAUAUCUGCGGACCCUUUCAAAGGGCUCUCGACACUUAUGGCCCCCUCAUCUCUUAUGAAAAAAAGUUUGGCUUUCAAGACGUUUUCGUAGGGUAUUUAGUUUGCUACAUUUAAUAUGCGAAAGCCAGCAAAUGAAAGAAAAAAUAACAAAAACUACAAACCAAGAAGUUUCCUGCUAUACCAGAGUAAAGAUUCUAUGAGUCAGAAAGCUCCAAUGUCAAAGGUCACCAUCUUUUUCAGACGUACACAUCCCAUGCCUUUCCAGUGCCAAGGUCAUUUAACUGUGGACUGACUGAUAACUAUUUCAUUGCUUGUCUGAAAAUUUUCAUAUACAAAGUUUUUUUUCAUUUUUCUCCUUUGUAUACUGGGUUUGUUCUUUGCAUCUUAAAUUAAAUAUCUAGUGUGCAUUCUGAACCUGCAAAUCCAUACUCGAAUCAUGUUAUUUUUCCCUAUUUUUGAGAACAGGCGAUUACUUAUAUGUACAUGAUAUACUCUCACCCACAUCCGUAAUUUUGUUUCUGUGCUUUGCUUGUUAAACUCAAUCACUAAAGCAGGGGUUCCCAAACCAGGGGUCGCGACCCCAAAUUGGGUCGGAGUGAUAAGUAGGUAGGGUUGAGGUAAGGUAGAGGAUGGAUGUACAAAUCAUCUAAGAUUUGACAAAUCAUGUUAAAUUUAGCGGUUUGUACCAUGGCUUACUGUAAAACAGGCGCUCUAUGCUUAUGCUAUAGAAAAUGUAGGUGCUUAUUGUGACAUCACUGUUUGGUUUUAGCUUAUUUUAGUUAAUAUCACCACAUGACCAACUCAAAAGUCCAGUGAAGGAAGCUCUUGAAGUUCCAUGAAAAAUAUAUAUAUUGACUUGGGGUCGCACUGGACACUUGAAAGUUGUCUUUGGGGUCGUUCUGAAAAAAGCUUGGGAACCCCUGCACUAGAGUAUGCAAUCUGAACUGACAAAUACUUUCCAAAUCGAGUUAUUUUUUUCCGAGUAUUGAGAUCUUGGACAUGAUUUGUAUUGCAGUAUAGCCUGCCAAAUUUAUGACAACCUGGGUGAAUUGGUUAUUAUUUCAUAACUUGUCUGAAAAUUAUAUACAAACUGUCAGCUUUUAGUAGUUUUUUGGCGUUCCAGAAGUAUGUGUACCAAUAUGAAGGUAACUAAUUUUGUUCGCCUAUUUUACAACAAGUUGUGUAAAGGGACUGAAACCUAUGGGCAGGGGAAAUAUUUCAUCGGCUAACAUAGACAGUCCUCGAACUCAUUAUAAAACUAAAAUAAGGAAAACCUGAAAAUAAUUAUGCCCUAACCUGGUACACAUACUACGGGAGUACCCUUUUUUAUUGCCCUUUUUGUAUAGGCAAUCACGUAGAUAUACAGGGCCUUAAGGCAUUUUUUUUCUAUCAACCCAAUGAAUUUCUUAUACCCUCAUGUAUCUGUAAGACUUGGUCUGUGCUUUACAUUUUAAAAUAGCAGUGUGCAGUGCUUCUCAGUUUGUGUCCCACUUUUAUUGCCAUUUUUUCUAACAAACAUGUUAAUAUUUGCGAGAAGAAACAAUGUCUCCCCAUGCAAUUUACUAUUGAUGCGAUAUUGCAUAUAUUCAGAUCGAUUUGCCCUAUUACUAUUUUUUCCCCAUUUUCGAAAGGAAUCUAAUUGGGGAGUUUAGCUUACCCAAUUUAUGCCACCCAGGUUAACGUGUAUUAAAACGUCUCGAUCCUCAAUACUCUAUCUGGCUUUGUCAUCUUUGAGCUGUUACCCCUGAUCAUGUUAUUAUGUGCUCGUAAUGAUACAUAGAUUUCCAGUCAACUGUGGUGUGGCCGUGGAAGAGUUGGUAGAGCAUUGUUCCCAAACUAGUGUCUGCGGACCUUUUGGGGUCCGUGAGGCAAAUCUGUAAUAUGGCUAUUAGCUUGAUAAUACAAAAAUUAAGUGCUUAAAUUUGCAAAUACACUUUUGUCGCUUUUUGCUGCUUCGCAAUCAUGCUGGAGACACUGAUUCUUCACUUUCUGUUUCGAUCAUGCUGCCCCAUUGUGAUGUCACAGAGCUGUUGGCUUGUGAUAUCACAGAGAGAGUUCAAUUCCUGCAUCCACAAGUUUACUCACUGCAGAACUGUAGCUGACGCUGCCCUUUUACCAAAUAUCGAAACAGACUGGAUGUCGCACAUGUCAUUAAGUUGCGCUUUGAAUUCUUUUGUUCGUUUCACUAUACGGCGCAUUGAUUUUUUGUUGUGAUUUUUUAACGUUUGUUUCAGUGCAUAAGGCCGGGAAUCAUUAAAAAAAUUGCAAGGGGAGCGUCAUAGAAUCUUUUUCAAAAAGUUUUAGAACCACUGGGGUAGAGGGACAUCCAAUUAUGAUGUUACAAUCUUCACAACCUAUAAAUUUGUAAAGUGGGGUAUGCACUCGCAUGACAAAUAUUAAUUGCUUGAACCUGAUUCGGGGGGCAGCUUACACAAUCAUAAUUGGGGGGGUUUAGCUUACCCAAUUCAGUGUUGAAAGUUCAUUCAAAUGAUAUUUGCAACCAUAUAUCCAUAUCUCUACGAAGGAGGCGAUUCAAAAUAGAAAUGGGAUUAUAUUGCUUAUGAAAAUGAGCCUGCUCAAUAGGUUCCACAUAUUUGCCAACAAUUUACUCUUGUAGGUUAUUGUUUAGUGCAUUUUUCUUAUAGAGCUUUUGGUUUUGAUCACACUUUUCGACAAGAUUCAAAAAUCGUGCCAUGCUAUUUCAUUUAUUACUUUUCAUCAGUAUUUACUGUGGCUCCACAAUUUUUAUUCAAUUUCACUCUUAAGAGAACUUACUAGCCUUCAACCUUAAAGUGCAAAUUUCACGGAUUGAGGUGUGUUAGGCGAGAAAGUUGGUCCCCAAUGGCCAAUCUACGUUAUCAACUUUGUUCCAGCCUGCUCAGUUCUCUUUGCAGAUAAACCACGCUGCUUUCAAUAAUGUACUACUAUUGUAAAUAUCACUGUUCUUUCAAAGACUAUUUUGUCUGUAGAUACUUCUAUAUUAAAAUGUGGAGUGCGA